AUGGCUUGCGCGACGAUCUUAUUUGAUUGUGAGUGUGAUGUGGCAGCGUUCGCCCUAGGUAUUAGUCGCGUGGACGGCAUACAAUCCCUCCAGAUGUGUUAUGAUGUGCUGGGUGCGCCAUUCUUACUCAUGAGCAAAGCUCUACGCAAGUUUCCGAACCUCAGAUCGAUCCACGUCGAGGAUGGCGGCAACAUGGAGAACUUCUCGGACACAAAAUCCGGAUUUCUCAGCCAGAUACGGGAUGCUUCGCCGGAUUUGAGCCGUGCAGUAGCUAAGGCAGUGCCUGGGUGGCGACGUUGGCUGCGCGACUUGCUCAACGGACCUGAUGGCAUCAGGGUUACGGUGGAUUUCUGGCUUGUACCACCCAUCGAUGACGCUCUGGAGACGUCUGCUCGAGCUGUGAGUUUCUCUUCAGGCACGCAGACGCUGACUGGAACAUAUCACGGAGUCCGGUUCUCCCUGCAACAGCAACUUGUACCUGCGAAUGGUCGCCAAGAGGACGUCAUGCAGGAUCAUACUGGGUCUGAAAGUGAGGUGUGGUCGGUUGUUCGCGACUAUUUCUCGGACGUCAAAAUCAGUCCCGGAGCAUAUCUUUCCCUCUUCACAAUGAUGGACCGCACACGCGGGUAUAACUGGAACUUGCGAAACGAGUGCGCCAAUCUCCUUCCUUGGGCAAUCGGUCGAGUACUUUUGUGCGAAGGCGACUGUGCUAUCGUUUCCUGCAUAAACGCCUACGACGACGACGAUGAUGAACUCCUAACAUGGCUCAGUCGUGCCAAACCGUCCCCGGAAGAGCUCUGGCAACUCUGGCGACGAAUACUGCGAGUACAGAACCCUCUGGUUCUCAAACGACCAUACAAAUCUGCCUAUUUGCUGGUCGACAGUAUUACGGAUCUGGUCCAGUACGAUGUUCAUCAUGAGUACAAUUUUCAACGAGAGGACGGCUGCACAGGCGAGGUGGUCUUCGACGUGGAGGAGCACUUUUUCCGGCGCCUCUUCGACCCGACUGUGGAUUGGAUGACUGAGUAG
Molecule: messenger RNA, 1029 nt
Organism: Cyphellophora attinorum
Lineage: Eukaryota; Fungi; Ascomycota; Eurotiomycetes; Chaetothyriales; Cyphellophoraceae
Exons: 1
Coding region: 1-1029 (342 amino acids)
Source: RefSeq, a predicted model, not a curated record